Arabis nemorensis is the source of this 2955-nucleotide messenger RNA. The record is from the annotation of a GenBank genome assembly. NCBI's taxonomy places the organism in Eukaryota, Viridiplantae, Streptophyta, Magnoliopsida, Brassicales, Brassicaceae.
AUGGAUCGUAAGAGUUGGCCAUGGAAGAAGAAAUCCUCAGAGAAAGCAGCAGCUGCUACUGUUACAGAAGUUGUUGAUCAGAAUGGUGAUAAGAAGCCAAGCUAUAUACAGAUCUCCUUUGAUCAAUACUCUCAUCUAAAUGGUUUAAAAGACGAAGUCAAAAACUACGAGGAAACAGUUUCAAAGCUUGAAGAUCAGAUCAAGGAUUUGGAUUUGAAGCUAUCUACUGCUAAUGCAGAUAUUACAGCCAAAGAGGUUCUUGUCAAACAACACUCCAAAGUCGCUGAAGAAGCUGUCACUGGUUGGGAAAAAGCUGAAGCAGAGGCUUCGGCUUUGAAAACGCAUCUCGAAACUGUUACUCUCGCCAAGCUCACGGUUGAAGACCGUGCAGCGCAUUUGGACGGUGCUCUUAAGGAAUGUAUGAGGCAGAUACGGAGUUUAAAGGAAGAAAACGAACAGAAGCUGCGCGAUGUUAUUGCUACUAAAACCAACCAAAUGGAUAAGCUCAAAGCUGAAUUUGAGUCUAGGAUUGGGGAAUUCGAGCAAGAACUACUCCGGUCUGCAGCUGAAAACGACGCCCUCUCGAGGUCAUUGCAAGAGCGGUCUAACAUGCUUGUGAGGAUAAGCGAAGAGAAAUCCCAAGCAGAGUCUGAGAUUGAGCAUCUUAAGAACAAUAUAGAGUCUUGUGAGCGGGAGAUUAAUACUCUCAAGUAUGAAACACAUGUGAUUACCAAAGAGCUGGAAAUCCGUAACGAGGAAAAGAAUAUGAGUAUGAGAUCUGCAGAAGCAGCAAACAAGCAGCAUUUAGAAGGCGUCAAGAAAAUCGCAAAGUUGGAAGCCGAAUGCCAAAGAUUACGGACUCUUGUGAGAAAGAAACUCCCUGGUCCUGCAGCACUUGCACAGAUGAAAAUGGAGGUUGAGAGUUUAGGCAGAGACUAUGGAGGAGAUAAUCGACAAAGAAGGUCACCGGCUAGACCAUCUAGUCCUCUCAUGUCUCCAAUGUCACACAUGUCACAGAUUUCCGAGUUCUCGCUUGACAAUACGCAAAAGUUCAAUAAAGAAAACGAUUUGUUGACAGAGCGGUUAGUGGCAAUGGAAGAAGAAACUAAAAUGCUGAAAGAAGCUUUGGCAAAGCGUAAUAGCGAGCUUCAAGUGUCGAGGAACCUUUGUGCUAAGACAUCAAACAGGCUUCAAACCUUGGAAGCUCAAAUGAUGAGUAAAAGUCCAAGCAAAGGCAGCUUUGAAAUGCCUGCUGAAAUCUUCUCUCGUCAAAAUGCUAGUAAUCCUCCUAGUAUGGCUUCAAUGUCUGAGGAUGGAAACGAGGAUGCGAGAAGCGUCGCUGGAUCUUUCAUGUCUGAACUCUCUCAAUCCAACAAGGAUAGAAACGGUACGAAGAUGAAGAAGACAGAGAGUGCUAACCAGUUGGAGCUUAUGGACGAUUUUCUAGAAAUGGAAAAGCUAGCUUGUAUACCUAAUGGCUCAAAGGCGAAUGGUUCCGCAGAUCACUCGAGUGCUGAUUCUGAUGCUGAGAUUCUACCAGCGACGCAACUGAAGAAACGAAUCUCUACUGUGAUUCAGUCUCUCCCUAAAGAUGCUGCAUUUGAGAAGAUUUUGGCUGAGAUACAAUGUGCCAUUGAAGAUGCAGGUAGCGGUGUCAAGCUGACUUCUAAUGGAACUAAUGUAAACGGUCUUAAAGAAGAAAAGGAAAUAGCUAUGUCAAAUGAGACCACAGAGGAAAAAGUUAAUAUCGUCGAGGUAAUAACUCAAGAAUUGGCUGAUGCUCUUUCUCAGAUUUACCAAUUUGUUUCCUACCUUUCGAAAGAAGCAACGCCGUGUCACGACACAUUCUCUCGAAAAGUUCAAGAGUUCUCUGUCACAUUCGACAGAGUCUUGGGCAAGGAGAAGACUUUGGUAGAUUUUCUGUUUGAUCUUUCGCGAGUUUUAACCGAAGCUAGUGAACUGAAAAUCGAUGUGUUGGGAUUUAACACAUCCGAAGUGGAGGAGAUUCACAGUCCGGAUUGCAUCGAUAAAGUCGCUCUACCGGAAAACAAAGCACUUCGGAAAGAUUCAUUAGGUGAACAUUACCAGAAUGGUUGUUCUCAGAGCUCUGAUUCCGAUAUUCCGGAUGAUUGCAUCGGAACAUCUGGCUAUGAACCCAAGCUCGCACCAGUAGCAGCAGCACCUGCUUGUAAGUUUACAUCAGAAGAAUUUGAAGAACUAAAACUCGAGAAAGAAAAAGCAGAGACCAAUCUUGCAAACUGUGAAGCAGAUCUUGAAGCAACCAAGUCCAAACUACAAGAAACAGAGCAAAUUCUUGAUGAAGUCAAAUCAGAUUUGGAAUCAGCUCAGAAGUCUAAUGGCAUGGCCGAGACACAGCUCAAAUGCAUGGUGGAAUCUUAUCGAUCUCUCGAAACUAAAUCAUCGGAGCUUGAACUCGAGUUGACUUCUCUUAAAGGCAAAAUCGAAAACUUGGAAGAUGAGCUUCAAAACGAAAAGGAAAAUCACCGCCAAGCUUUAACCAAAUGCCAAGAACUCGAGGAGCAAUUACAAAGGAACAACCAAAAUUGUCCGACUUGUUCAGUAACUGAAGCUGAUCCUAAAACCAAACAGGACAAUGAACUAGCGGCUGCUGCAGAGAAACUAGCAGAGUGUCAAGAGACUAUAUUGCUUCUAGGGAAGCAACUCAAAUCCAUGUGUCCUCAAACAGAACAGGUUGCUUCUUCUCCAAGUCAAGAACAAACCCUAAACCAUGAAGAAGAAGACAACGAAUACACAAAUCAUCAAGACAACAAAUUGAGUUCACCUUCAGACAAAGAAACAAUGAGAUCUCCGGUAGGGUCGAAACACAGACACACAAAGUCAAACUCAUCAUCGUCAUCGUCGGGACUGACUCCUGAGAAACACUCUAGAGGAUUCAGCAGCAAAGCGUUUGCCUCACUUUGUGGGAUGACAUAG